Messenger RNA from Pseudopipra pipra, 1522 nucleotides. It is a transcript of the gene PARS2, whose product is annotated as prolyl-tRNA synthetase 2, mitochondrial. The record is from RefSeq and is a predicted model, not a curated record. Bases 112 to 1521 code for a protein of 469 amino acids. Gene Ontology annotation, biological process: prolyl-tRNA aminoacylation. Gene Ontology annotation, cellular component: mitochondrion; cytoplasm. Gene Ontology annotation, molecular function: ATP binding; proline-tRNA ligase activity. The transcript has 2 exons. Lineage: Eukaryota; Metazoa; Chordata; Aves; Passeriformes; Pipridae.
UCCGGGGGCGCGUGAGUAUCCCCCACGUGAGAGGGAGGGGCUCCCAUUGGCUGCGCCGGCGGGGCCGGGCGCGCGCGCCCGCGGGUGCUCCAGGCCCUCUCCAGCACCACUAUGGAGGCCUUGGUCAGAAGAUGCUGUCUCCCAGUGCUGGGCGCCCACCAACCCAUCAGGCCCCGGCACAGCAGUGCCCUGGGCAGGCCCAGGUGGCUGCUGCUCUCGCAGCUCUUCCAGCCCCUGUCACUGCCGGUGGGCAGUGAGGGGGGGUGGGAGGGACGGCCCGGGGAGCCCACCUGCCGCAGCCAGCGCCUGAUGCUGCAAGGGGGGCUCAUCCACCCCGCCAGCCCCGGCUGCUACUGCUACCUGCCGCCCACCGUGCGCGCCAUGGAGAAGCUUGUCAGGGUGAUGGACGAGGAGAUGCAGGCCCUGGGCGGGCAGAAGCUGAACCUGCCCAGCCUGAGCUCGGCAGAGCCAUGGCGCGCCAGCGGCCGCUGGGACCAGAUGGGGCCGGAGCUGUUCCGGCUCUUGGACCGGCACAACCACAGCUACUGCCUGGGCCCCACGCAUGAGGAGGCGGUGACGGAGUUGGUGGCCUCUCAGAGCAACCUGUCCUACAAGCAGCUCCCGCUGCGCCUCUACCAGGUCACCAGGAAGUUCCGGGACGAGCCCAAGCCCCGCUUUGGGUUGCUGCGCAGCCGGGAGUUCUACAUGAAGGACAUGUACACCUUUGACGCCUCCGAGGAGGCGGCUCGGCACACCUACGACCAGGUGUGUGAUGCCUACUGCCGCCUCCUCAGCCGCCUGGGCCUGCCCUUCGUCAAGGUGCGGGCAGCCACGGGCAGCAUCGGCGGCACCACAUCCCACGAGUUCCAGCUCCCGGCAGACAUUGGCGAGGACAGGCUGGUGCUGUGCCCAGAGGGACAUUUUGCGGCCAACGUGGAGACGUUAAACGGGGAGCAAACCUCUUGCCCCACGUGCAGGGAGAGGCUCACCGAGACCAAAGGGAUUGAAGUGGGGCACACAUUUUUUCUGGGCACCAAGUACUCCUCGGUCUUCAACGCUGUCUUCUCCUCCCCUGAGAACAAACCCCAGCUGGCACAGAUGGGGUGCUACGGCCUGGGUGUCACACGUAUCCUGGCGGCCUCCAUCGAGGUGCUCUCCACAGAGGACAGCAUCCGCUGGCCAAGCCUCAUCGCGCCCUACCAGCUCUGCUUCAUCCCCCCCAAGAGGGGCAGCAAGGAGGAGGAGGAGGGAGCGGCGCGGCUGGAGCAGGUGUAUGACCACCUGGCCAAUGCGCUGCCCCACCUCGCCGGUGACUCAGUGCUGGAUGACAGGACACAGCUGACCAUUGGCAAAAGGCUGAAGGAUGCCAACAAGCUGGGCUAUCCCUACGUGGUCAUAGCUGGGAAGAGGGCUUGCGAGGACCCCCCAGUCUUUGAGGUUUGGGAUCAGAAUGCUGGCGAGGUUUUGUUCCUCACCAAGGAGGGUGUCAUUGAGUUGCUGAGUAAAGUGCAAGUCCCUUAAA